Agrilus planipennis (emerald ash borer) is the source of this 2818-nucleotide messenger RNA. RefSeq lists its product as uncharacterized. The record is from RefSeq and is a predicted model, not a curated record. Gene Ontology annotation, molecular function: nucleic acid binding; RNA-DNA hybrid ribonuclease activity. The transcript has a single exon. Gene Ontology annotation, biological process: DNA replication, removal of RNA primer. Lineage: Eukaryota; Metazoa; Arthropoda; Insecta; Coleoptera; Buprestidae. Bases 213 to 1424 code for a protein of 403 amino acids.
UUACCUUAAACGGCCAUUUUAUUCAUUGCUCGGACCAUAUUAAGUAUUUAGGAAUUUUCAUUGAUGACAAAUUAAAUUGGAAAAAACAUAUAAAACACGUGGCAGAAAAAGGCAAGGAAAUUUCGCAUAAAAUUGCGGCUGCUGCGAGAUUAACGUGGGUUUUCAGGGGCGUGGCUUUAUCAAAAGUUUAUGAAGGGGCGGUUCAAUCGGCGAUGCUUUACGGCGCGCCGAUAUGGACAAAGGGGUGUAAAGUCAAAGAGGGCAGGUCUCUGUUGAGCGCGCAACGUAUCCUAGCGGUUAAAGCGGCGGCGGCUUAUCGUACCGUUUCAACUGAUGCUGCUCUCGUGUUGGGUAGAAUUCUGCCGUUUGAUUUGUUGUUGCAGGAGACGGCGAAAAGGUACCGCCAUCUCGCUGGCCGACCACGUGACAACGAAAUCAAUGACGUACAACUUGGAAACCGGCAAAUCGAACGACGGUUCAUCAUGGAGGAUACGACUCAUCCGGCGGACCUGGACAAUUUCCGAUUCCACAAUGGGGUUCGGGACGCCUUUGAGACCGUGUACUAUACCGACGGUUCGAGACAGGAAGACGGGCGCGCUGGCGGCGCGUUCGUACUCUACCACGGCGAGACGGAGCUGCAUCGAGAGAAAUUUACACUCGCGGACAAUAGUUCUAUUUUCCAGUGCGAAUUAGUCGCACUUCGGCAAGCACUAACACAUCUACAGGGGCAAAUCGGGAUCAUCACGGAGUGUUCCAUCGUAACGGACAGCCUGUCUGUUUUGUUCGCCCUUCGCAAUAUGAAGCAACCAACCGCACUACAACACGAGACGUGGGAACUUGCAGUCAGCCUGGCGACACAAGUUAACCUGCGUUUCCACUGGACACCAUCUCAUUCGGGGAAUUAUAAGAAUGACGUUGCGGAUGAACUUGCCAAGGACGCGGCCACUGAUCAACAGACGCCGCCGAUUUACGAUCUGGCUCCCAGAGCCCUCGUGAAAAGGCGGCUACGUAAUAACACAAUGAAGGCAUGGAAAGAACGAUGGAGGACGGCUACGACCGGUAGAAUAACUGCGUGUUUCCUACCGGAACCAAAUUACGAUCUUAAAAUAACGGGAAACAUAGACUUUCACAUGGUACAAUUGAUGACAGGACAUGGAAAUUUUCGAUCAUAUUUAAAGCGCAUCGGUAAGAUUGACGACGACGCAUGCGAAUGCGGCACCGGCAGCGAUACCGCGGAACAUGUUCUGUUCAACUGUAACAUCGAGGAACAACAUCGGGAGACGGCCGAUCGGGAUCUCACCCUUCGAGGACUUCGAUGGCCUACCUGCUACAGGGACGUCAGCGACCUGCGGAACGAGAAGGACUGGUGGGACGCUUUUCGAACAUUUUCGGGUCGCGUUCAAAGACUUGAAGCAAAUAAUUAAAUUUGCCCUUGUGUUGUGCGCGUUCGCGGUCGGUUUUAAUUUCGGUCUUUUAGGGACUGUUGCCCUGUGGUCUAAACGAUGUGGCGACUGAAGCCUGCGCCGUCCACAACAUUUGCCUGAACCACUAGACCAUACCUAGAAGGCGAUCAAUAGGAUGGCGGAUAUGGAACGGCACCACGUCGGUUGUGCUGAUGCCGGGAAGGGAGGAUUCGAUGCUUUUUUCGACGGUAUGACCCGAGCCUCCAACAACAUGACCACAGGUGUACACAGUAAUCGCUCGAAACGAUCGUUUUUUGUUCGCGGACGCGGUCGGGUUUUGUUUCUCUGUUUCAGGUCAGAUAUUGGAUUCCACCCUGGAGCUAAACGACGUGGCGACUGAAGCCUGCGCCGUCCACCACUUGCCCAAACCACUAGACCAUACCUAGAAGACGAUCCACAGGACGGCGGACAUGGAACCGCACCACGUCGGUUGUGCUGAUGCCGGGAAGGGAGGGUUCGAUGCUGUCUUUGACGGUACGACCCGAGCCUCCAACAACAUGCUUCAGGCGUGUUAAAAAGAAUCUUCGAAACGAUCGCUAUUUAUUUUUGUAUUUUAUUUUUUGUGCGGUGCUUGCAAACGCGUUUUCAACUUUUGCGAGAUUGCUAAUAUCCGGUUAAUUCAAAUUCAAAAUUUCGCCGUAAAUAUCAUUCGGGGUUUAUGUAAAUAAUGUAUAUACUCGCUUACAGGACUUGGAACUAUGUUCCAAUUGUGCAUAUUAAAAAUGGUUGUUUCGGCACGAAUACGAAACGCAAAUGCGCUAGUCACACGUUCCCAGUUUGCUAAUUUAUAAUUAAUAAAUCAUUUCGCGAAUAUUUUGCCUUUCGUAUCCUAGCUGAAAUAACGUACAAUUUUCUUCGUUUUUUUAGAUUAUUAUUGUAAGUUCGUAAAGCGGUCUGGUUGGGUUUUCCUAGGUUUUUCCCAACCCCUUGCAGCGAAUGUUGGACCGAUGUAUAUAUUUCCCAGAUUGUAAACACAUAUAAUAAUCGUGCGAACUUAUGGUAUAUAUAUACAUGUGUAUACAUAUUCUUUUGUAAAUGUUUUUGCUAUCCCAUUCCACAGUUGGCGUCUCGGUCGAAUGAGGAGGACAUUGGUCAAAUAGCAACGUCCUUUUAAAUAACUAAGCAAUUAAAAUAAUGAUAAGUCAAUUCGUGAAGACUGUCUUUGCUCAUUCCGGCUUUGACGCCACGUAUUAACUCAAUGUAGGUACCAUUUCACGCAGGCCCCCUCCGUCUCUGCUCCAUCCAAAUUUUAUUUUAUGUAAAUUGAGCAAUAAUAAAUUUACUUUCGAAGGUUUUGUUGUAUUCUUACCCCGCGAAGGGAGCAGAAGGAGGAGAUGAAGUAGGGAAUUGUAAAU